GCUGAUUUACAUGAAAAGCUCGCCAGUCUCGCAGAGAAAAGGAUUGGAUCCACUAUACUUAUGUGACCAUUAUCCAUAUGUUGUGAUUGGCCCACUGAGGCGUCGCUCUGUUUCCUCCGAUGGCAAAAAUAUCCGCUUCAGCACUUUGGUUGAGUCACAGAGUGGUCGAGUACGCUGGACAGCACUGCAGAAAUGGUAUGCAAGACAUCCAGUAGACUAGGGAGUUGUUGAAAAACAAAAUAUCUAAAAAGAAAUGUGAGCAAAAGUGAACAAAUGGCAUGUGGUCUCGGUAAGAUGCACAGCUGAGGAAGCGCUACCAUGGAAACAAAUGAUGCACCUGUGCAAUACGACGAUAGAGCUGAGGCUUGCGUGGUCUCUGUGAAAGGCUUAACUGAGAACUGGCAAAAGUGGUCUACCGAACACCAGCAAUACCAAAAACACAAUCCUUUUAGCAAUGACAUGGCUACUGUGUCCAUGCAACUCCACCGUGGCCAAGAGGGCUAUGGGAAACCACCAGAGGGUUCCAAGACGGAACAGAGAGGCAAAGACGCGCAGUCUCACAUCUGCAGAGAGGUGGAGGAACUGUGUGCAGUGAUCAAGGAAAUUGGCCGCCCCCGUGAAGAGGACGGGAAGAUUACGGUGGAGUUUGGAACGCUGUUUGAGCAUUAUGUUUCCAUCUCAAAUAAAUUAGUUGGCGUCCUCCUGCGCGCACGAAGACAAGGGUUGGUCCUCUUCGAGGGGGAGAUGCUUUGGCAAGGACAAGACAACCGCGUAAUCAUUACACUUAUUUAAUGAAUACGAAAAACUGAAUAUGUAUUGCCUAAAGCGGUCAAAAGCACAAGUUAUUCUGAUUUGAGGAAUUUCACGUUUACAUCUCAUAGAUGAAUAGAAGUGAUAGCAAUGAAACACGUCCAGUACGGACAGCACAGGCCGUAGCAAAAUGCUUGAAUAAUGAAACGCUUAAGUAUUAAGAUAGCAGAACAGGCUAUAUAUGUCAAAUAUGGUGCUUAAGGGCAGUGUUCAAUGGGAACAUUUCUGAAUAUUUUUGAGAACUCUUCCAUACAUCGCCAACAUUGUUGUAGUGGUAGUAAUGAGUUAAUGUUUGAGUUGUCAUCAUUGUCUAACUGAUCUGGAAUAAGGGAAUUCAUUAACCAUGUCUAUAAUACAGCAUAGUUUGUAUUGUUCUUACUCUGUGGACUCAUUGCAUUGCCAAAUCUCUAAUGGGGAAAUUCCACACUGCAUCCAGUUAUUGCAAUAUUAGCAGAUACUAAACCAUAAGUGUGAAUAUAAGAUGGUGUGUAUACUCAGGUGGGAUUAUGCAUUCUCUUUUUCUCUCUCAAGUUGUCUGAUUAAAAUAAACUUGUUAAACUUAA
Molecule: messenger RNA, 1373 nt
Organism: Clupea harengus (Atlantic herring)
Lineage: Eukaryota; Metazoa; Chordata; Actinopteri; Clupeiformes; Clupeidae
Product: actin-binding Rho-activating protein
Biological process (GO): positive regulation of transcription by RNA polymerase II; positive regulation of Rho protein signal transduction
Cellular component (GO): sarcomere
Molecular function (GO): actin binding
Source: RefSeq, a predicted model, not a curated record